Molecule: messenger RNA, 1760 nt
Organism: Cantharellus anzutake
Lineage: Eukaryota; Fungi; Basidiomycota; Agaricomycetes; Cantharellales; Hydnaceae
Product: lariat debranching enzyme, C-terminal domain-containing protein
Exons: 8
Coding region: 113-1543 (476 amino acids)
Biological process (GO): mRNA splicing, via spliceosome
Cellular component (GO): nucleus
Molecular function (GO): RNA lariat debranching enzyme activity
Source: RefSeq, a predicted model, not a curated record
ACUCAACAUCACCAAACAGUAUUCUGCUUCAAAAAAUCGUAAAAGGCACCGCCAGCCGUGGGAAUACUGUAGAGUUGACCGUUGUACAGCCUCACGAGCGACAACCCGACCGAUGAAGAUCGCUGUAGAAGGCUGCUGUCAUGGAGAGCUCGACGCUACGUACAAGCAAAUCACUUAUCUCCAAAUGAAAGACAACUACAACAUCGAUCUUCUUCUCAUCAAUGGUGACUUCCAGGCCAUCAGGAAUAAUGCAGAUUUGGCAUGCAUGGCUGUGCCAGAUAAGUAUCGCCGUCUUGGCGGGUUUUACAAGUAUUACACUGGAGAGAAAGUGGCACCUGUGCUUACCAUUAUCAUUGGGGGGAAUCAUGAAGCAAGUAAUUACCUUUGGGAGCUAUACCACGGAGGUUGGCUUGCACCGAACAUCUACUAUUUAGGAUGUGCGGGAGUUGUGAAUCUGAAUGGGAUUCGCAUCGCGGGCAUUUCGGGAAUUUACAAUUACCAUUCAUACUCGUUGGGGCAUUUCGAAAAGCUACCUUAUGACAAGUCGACCCUCCGAAGCAUAUAUCAUGUUCGGCAUUACGACGUUUUCCGAAUUCUUCAGCUGUCCCCGCCAGAUAUCUUUUUAUCCCACGAUUGGCCUAAAUCAAUUGAACACCAUGGUGAUCUUGCCUCGCUUUUAUCGCAAAAACCGUUCUUCAGGCCAGAUGUGGAGAGUGGCAAGCUUGGAUCCCCUCCUCUUGCGACGAUACUGGAAAAGCUUAGACCUAAAUGGUGGUUUUCUGCCCAUUUACAUGUCAAGUACGAGGCGACGUAUCGACACGGUGGUAACACGACUUCUGCUGAAUCACCAUUGUUACCGCGUGGAGCGACCAAGAACCCUGAUGAAAUUACCAUCGAUGAUGACGAGUUUGAUGACGAGCAGCCUUCCGCCCUCGUUGACACCUCUGAGAAUGUCACUGCACCCGAAUUGUCGAGCGAGUUACCUUCAUCGUCCGAGGAACCUGCAGGCAGCGCGGAAACAAAAUUUCUAGCAUUGGAUAAAUGCUUGCCCAAACGACAAUACCUCGAAGUAAUUGACAUUCCUUCGCCAUUUGAUGAUACCCCCGUCGCAUCGGGACCAGCGACUUCCGCUGAUAUUAAUGACCCUUCAACUUCAUCACUCGAAUCUCUCCUCCCAACAUCCUUUACUGGUCGUCAAGCGAAAACAUCCUCACCCCCUCCACCAUCAUCAGCCCUAGAUCCAAAAUUACAUCUCACAUACGACACAGAAUGGCUAGCCAUAACCAGAGCCCUCCAUCCCUAUCUCUCUCUAUCACGCCUACAGGAUCCACUUCCAUCCAUGGAAGAAGCGCGAAAGAUGGUUCAGAAGGAGCUGGAGUGGAUCAAAGAGAACGUCGGCGAAGGGAAGAAGAUUGAAAAUGUGCAGAAAUUCUGUAUGACCGCUCCUGGACCCAAAAAGGUGGAUGGAAAACAACCGAUACGAUAUAUAAAUCCUCAAACAAUCGCGUUCUGUUCGGCACUAGAUAUUGAAAAUAAGUUGUAGUAUCUCCUGUACGGGGUUUUGCUGUAGUUCUUGCAUGUCAAGGUCGUGAGGAAUACCUGGCCAUAAACUCGGUACAGAGUGUCAUUGUGUUGCCGCGUCCAUGGUUUUCAUAUCCUAAGUAUAUUGUUCCAUGUUGUCCCGUCUGAUCGUUUGGGUUUUAGGAUCGGGUUAUAUGCAGAGCAUGUAGCUAGCGCUAUUGAUGAAAUGGAUCUUCCCC